Lethenteron reissneri (Far Eastern brook lamprey) is the source of this 2202-nucleotide messenger RNA. RefSeq names its product C-type lectin domain containing 11A (gene CLEC11A). Gene Ontology annotation, biological process: ossification. The record is from RefSeq and is a predicted model, not a curated record. NCBI's taxonomy places the organism in Eukaryota, Metazoa, Chordata, Hyperoartia, Petromyzontiformes, Petromyzontidae. Gene Ontology annotation, molecular function: growth factor activity.
GAAGCAUUUCCCAUUCAUUCAGCAGCAGCAGCAGUGGAAGCAGCAGCAGGAGCAGCAGAAGACAGCAGCAGCCUUAGCAAACUUUAGUAGCAGAGCAGCAUUGGCAACAACAGCACCAAGAGUAUAACAGCAAGAGGAAUAGCAGGAUUCACAUCAGCAAGACAACAGCGGCAGUGUCAAGGAAGAUUUUGCUUGGACAAGGAUGUGGGGCCAGGCACAGCACAGAGGGGCGCUGCUGCUGCUCCUCCUGCCCUCCCUGUUGGGGCUGGGCUCUGGAGACGUGGAGGACUUGGCCAUGGAGGGCAACGUCCCAGAGUGGCUUCAGGAGCUCAUCCUCAAAAUGGACCAGCGACUGCAGCAUCAGGAGCGUGAGCUGCCGAAGCUGAGCGCCGUCGUGCGGCGCCUCGAGGCGCGCCUGGAGGACGCGGAGAGGCGCGGCAAGCGAGCCAGCGCCGAGCUGAGCGAACUCGACGGCGGCCUCGCCAACGUCACGUCGCUGUCCACCAGGCACGAGCGCGAGAUCGGACGUCUCGUGGGCUGCGUGCGAGGACGCCGCUUGGCCGGCCGCUGCUACCUCCUCUUCCGCGAGUACCGCUCGCACCCGGAGGCCCUCGCCGCGUGCCGCGCCGGCGGCGGGCAGCUCGCCUCCGCCCGCGACUCCGGCACCAACGAGGCGCUGGCUCGCUACGCGCAGACGGCCGUCGCCGGCAACUGGCUGGUGUGGAUCGGCGUGACGGACGAGCGCCUCGAGGGCGUCUACCUGCACGUGGCCGACGGGACGCGCGCCGUCUACGCUCCCUGGCACCGCGGCCCGCCGGCGCUGCAGCCCAACGGCGGUCGCGCCGAGAACUGCGUGGGAUUCACCAUCGGCGACGGCGCCUGGUGGGACAGUUCGUGCGACGGGCGCCACCUGUUCAUGUGCAUGUACGACGUGUGAUGCGCGGGCGCGCGCGGAUCGGGAAUUGUUGGGUGGGAGUUAGGGGAGGGGGGUCCGGUGUGGCAGGUGUAGGUCGAGGUGGAGGUAGUCCAAUAAUACCAGGGGCGAGGUGCAACUCAAUUGAGGCUUUCCCGAUGAUACGACGUCUUCUGCUACGACUUCAUCGUUAGCGGCAGCAGCAUGGGCAACAUCGUCAUUGUCAUGCUGAUGAUCAACAUCGUCGUGAUGACGGUCACGAUCACAAUCACCCACGUGCGUUGCCUCCAUUCUGCCACUUCUCACGCAGUCUUAAGAGCAGCAAAAGGGGCGCCCCGCCUAAAUCUAGCGGCGAAAUUCCACAAAAAUGUCACAGGAUGGAGAUUACGAGCACACCAGCAGAAACUUUCCACCUCCACUCGGCUCCUUCCGAACUCCGCUCUUACCCUAACCCACUUCGGUCCCCUCCCCCUUCCACAUUAAUAUCAGAAUAAGCUCUUUUUGAUGUGAAAUCGCCUUGGCCCCCCCACCCCCCUCCGCCGUGAAUUGCCGAAUUGGGAAGAGCUUCCGAUUAGUCGAUAGCCAAUUCCACCAAAAAGGUGGCAGAGUUGGUGGAUAAAGUAGCUAACGUAAAUCAGGCCCCGAGAUCUUGAAACUAUCACGAAAAAUUGUUCAACAUUGCCCCCAAUUUUGUGUCGGCUGAUAUGCAUUUGCUCCAAUCUCUCGCACGUUGCCUGUGGACUGCAGAAUUAUGGCACACAUUUUAUGAAAUAUGCAGAUGUAGUGUUAACCUCAUUUAGUCUGCUCUAGUUGAAUCUGUACUCUCAUCCAGUAUAAAUCCCACAGUAAAGUGGGGUUUCUUUCUUGGCUUGGCCUGUAGAUUGUCUUUCCGACUCUACACCUUUACUUAUAUCUUAUUUUACACGACCUAUAUCGCAAUAACAUGUUACUUUUGCAAAUAAACCGAUCUAGAGUCGGUCAUAACGUAGGCCGAUUAGUGAUUAGUACAUCAUAGGAUUUGAGCUCGUAACUGAGUAUAGGAUUUUUAGAUAUGUACAAAUAUAUAACACUGAUAUCGUGAUGUUUGUGACGUUUUUAUUCCAAUGCUUUCCAAAAGUGAUGUUUUUUUACUUCAACAUGUUUCCUUGGACACGCAUUACACCUUUAUAAAUGGUAACAGUACAAAUUAAGACGUUACGUUCAAGGUCACCGAGUAUCCCAUCCGCAUAUACGCCUCCCCACUGUCCAUUCAUUCCAUUUGUAAUAAACUGUGUUGGCUUCAGACUGAA